UGGUGAUAGCUAUGGCAGUAACUGCUUGUUCAGUGAUUAUAGUAGACAAUGGUGAUAGCUACAGCAAUAGUUGCUUGUUUAAUGGUUGUGAUUAUAGUAGACAUUACUCGGUGGUGGUAGCUGUGGCAGACGUGGUAAUUGUUCAGCGGUGGUAG
Racocetra persica is the source of this 155-nucleotide messenger RNA. The record is from the annotation of a GenBank genome assembly. NCBI's taxonomy places the organism in Eukaryota, Fungi, Glomeromycota, Glomeromycetes, Diversisporales, Gigasporaceae.